GGCAAAUUAACAGCAUAAAAUGCUGGAACAGAAGAUUUGGCUGCGGGGAUUAGUCGCAGCAGUUACGUUGGUGCUCGUAGGACAUGUGCAACAGAUUGACUCCUCUCAACAAUCAUACCCACUUUCGAUACAAGACAUACGACUCAUUGGUGAUGCGAACAGAACCGAAGGUAGAGUUGAAAUAAAAGUGUUCGAUACCUGGGGUACAAUAUGCGAUGACAAUGUUGGACUGAAAGAAGCCAGUGCUUUAUGUCGUAUGAUGGGAUACGGACCGGCAACUAGAUCUUACACAGCAAGCAAUCCGGGGACAGGACCGAUCUUUGUUGAUAAUUUGGAUUGUGGUGCAAACGCAUCUUCUAUCAAUGAAUGCAAUUACACGACGAAUCAUAACUGUGGUCACGCAGAAGAUGUCGCAGUAACAUGCAUAGAAUGCCCAGCGCUGAUUAUACAAGGUGGUUCAUUGAUAUUAUCCGCAACUCGUAGUGGUAUAGCAAUGUUGACUUGUAAUGUGGGAUGGUACAUGGAUGGAAGUAAUGGCACAUUUGAGUGCAAGGACGGAAUGUGGAGUAAUUCGAACACAACAUGCCAGCCCAAUCCACCAGUUAACAUAACCGAUGUUCGCCUUGUUGGCGGACCAUCUCCUAACGUUGGACGUGUUGAAAUAGCCAUUGGAGGCAUAUACGGAACUGUUUGUGAUAAUAUGUUUGACUUUCCUACUGCAGAUGUCAUUUGUAAAUCAAAUAAUUCCAGCUUGCAAGCUGCCGCUAUUUUCAAUGGUGCAAAGUUCGGCGAAGGAUCUGGUCCAAUUCAUCUUGACAGGCUUAACUGUCUUUCUGGAGACACGAAUAUUAAUCAAUGCAAGUACUCGAAAAAUGGCCAUUGCAAUCAUAGUCGAGAUGUGUCAGUACUUUGUAGCGAAUGCGGAAAACUAGAAAGACCUAACUUGAUUUACAAGGGUACAGGUCUAUUCGUUGACUGCAAUUAUAAUGCUGGACACGUUGGUUAUCUACCUGUGUCAUGCAGGGAUAGUAAAUGGAACAUAACGGGAACCUGUCUGAAAUACGCAUACCCUCUUUCGAUACAAGACACACGACUUAUUGGUGAUGGGAACAGAACCGAAGGUAGAGUUGAAAUAAAAGUGUUCGAUACCUGGGGUACAAUAUGCGAUGACAAUGUUGGACUGGAAGAAGCCAGUGCUUUAUGUCGUAUGAUGGGAUACGGACCGGCAACUAGAUCUUACACAGCAAGCAAUCCGGGGACAGGACCGAUCUUUGUUUAUAAUUUGGAUUGUGGUGCAAACGCAUCUUCUAUCAAUGAAUGCAAUUACACGACGAAUCAUAACUGUGGUCACGCAGAAGAUGUCGCAGUAACAUGCAUAGAAUGCCCAGCGCUGAUUAUACAAGGUGGUUCAUUGAUAUUAUCCGCAACUCGUAGUGGUAUAGCAACGUUGACUUGUAAUGUGGGAUGGUACAUGGAUGGAAGUAAUGGCACAUUUGAGUGCAAGGACGGAAUGUGGAGUAAUUCGAACACAACAUGCCAGCCCAAUCCACCAGUUAACAUAACCGAUGUUCGCCUUGUUGGCGGACCAUCUCCUAACGUUGGACGUGUUGAAAUAGCCAUUGGAGGCAUAUACGGAACUGUUUGUGAUAAUAUGUUUGACUUUCCUACUGCAGAUGUCAUUUGUAAAUCAAAUAAUUCCAGCUUGCAAGAUGCCGCUAUUUUCAAUGGGGCAAAGUUCGGCCAAGGAUCUGGUCCAAUUCAUCUUGACAGGCUUAACUGUCUUUCUGGAGACACGAAUAUUAAACAAUGCAAGUACUCGAAAAAUGGCCAUUGCAAUCAUAGUCGAGAUGUGUCAGUACUUUGUAGCGAAUGCGGAAAACUUGAAAGACCUAACUUGAUUUACAAGGGUACAUGUCUAUUCGUUGACUGCAAUUAUAAUGUUGGACACGUUGGUUAUCUACAUGUGUCAUGCAGGGAUAGUAAAUGGAACAUUACGGGAACCUGUCUGAAAUACGCAUACCCACUUUCGAUACAAGACACACGACUUAUUGGUGAUGGGAACAGAACCGAAGGUAGAGUUGAAAUAAAAGUGUUCGAUACCUGGGGUACAAUAUGCGAUGACAAUGUUGGACUGGAAGAAGCCAGUGCUUUAUGUCGUAUGAUGGGAUACGGACCGGCAACUAGAUCUUACACAGCAAGCAAUCCGGGGACAGGACCGAUCUUUGUUGAUAAUUUGGAUUGUGGUGCAAACGCAUCUUCUAUCAAUGAAUGCAAUUACACGACGAAUCAUAACUGUGGUCACGCAGAAGAUGUCGCAGUAACAUGCAUAGAAUGCCCAGCGCUGAUUAUACAAGGUGGUUCAUUGAUAUUAUCCGCAACUCGUAGUGGUAUAGCAACGUUGACUUGUAAUGUGGGAUGGUACAUGGAUGGAAGUAAUGGCACAUUUGAGUGCAAGGACGGAAUGUGGAGUAAUUCGAACACAACAUGCCAGCCCAAUCCACCAGUUAACAUAACCGAUGUUCGCCUUGUUGGCGGACCAUCUCCUAACGUUGGACGUGUUGAAAUAGCCAUUGGAGGCAUAUACGGAACUGUUUGUGAUAAUAUGUUUGACUUUCCUACUGCAGAUGUCAUUUGUAAAUCAAAUAAUUCCAGCUUGCAAGCUGCCGCUAUUUUCAAUGGUGCAAAGUUCGGCCAAGGAUCUGUUCCAAUUCAUCUUGACAGGCUUAACUGUCUUUCUGGAGACACGAAUAUUAAACAAUGCAAGUACUCGAAAAAUGGCCAUUGCAAUCAUAGUCGAGAUGUGUCAGUACUGUGUAGCGAAUGCGGAAAACUAGAAAGACCUAACUUGAUUCACAAGGGUACAGGUCUAUUCGUUGACUGCAAUUAUAAUGCUGGACACGUUGGUUAUCUACCUGUGUCAUGCAGGGAUAGUAAAUGGAACAUUACGGGAACCUGUCUGAAAUACGCAUACCCACUUUCGAUACAAGACAUACGACUUAUUGGUGAUGCGAACAGAACCGAAGGUAGAGUUGAAAUAAAAGUGUUCGAUACCUGGGGUACAAUAUGCGAUGACAAUGUUGGACUGGAAGAAGCCAGUGCUUUAUGUCGUAUGAUGGGAUACGGACCGGCAACUAGAUCUUACACAGCAAGCAAUCCGGGGACAGGACCGAUCUUUGUUGAUAAUUUGGAUUGUGGUGCAAACGCAUCUUCUAUCAAUGAAUGCAAUUACACGACGAAUCAUAACUGUGGUCACGCAGAAGAUGUCGCAGUAACAUGCAUAGAAUGCCCAGCGCUGAUUAUACAAGGUGGUUCAUUGAUAUUAUCCGCAACUCGUAGUGGUAUAGCAACGUUGACUUGUAAUGUGGGAUGGUACAUGGAUGGAAGUAAUGGCACAUUUGAGUGCAAGGACGGAAUAUGGAGUAAUUUGAACACAACAUGCCAGCCCAAUCCACCAGUUAACAUAACCGAUGUUCGCCUUGUUGGCGGACCAUCUCCUAACGUUGGACGUGUUGAAAUAGCCAUUGGAGGCAUAUACGGAACUGUUUGUGAUAAUAUGUUUGACUUUCCUACUGCAGAUGUCAUUUGUAAAUCAAAUAAUUCCAGCUUGCAAGCUGCCGCUAUUUUCAAUGGUGCAAAGUUCGGCGAAGGAUCUGGUCCAAUUCAUCUUGACAGGCUUAACUGUCUUUCUGGAGACACGAAUAUUAAACAAUGCAAGUACUCGAAAAAUGGCCAUUGCAAUCAUAGUCGAGAUGUGUCAGUACUUUGUAGCGCAUACCCACUUUCGAUACAAGACAUACGACUUAUUGGUGAUGCGAACAGAACCGAAGGUAGAGUUGAAAUAAAAGUGUUCGAUACCUGGGGUACAAUAUGCGAUGACAAUGUUGGACUGGAAGAAGCCAGUGCUUUAUGUCGUAUGAUGGGAUACGGACCGGCAACAAGAUCUUACACAGCAAGCAAUCCGGGGACAGGACCGAUCUUUGUUGAUAAUUUGGAUUGUGGUGCAAACGCAUCUUCUAUCAAUGAAUGCAAUUACACGACGAAUCAUAACUGUGGUCACGCAGAAGAUGUCGCAGUAACAUGCAUAGAAUGCCCAGCGCUGAUUAUACAAGGUGGUUCAUUGAUAUUAUCCGCAACUCGUAGUGGUAUAGCAACGUUGACUUGUAAUGUGGGAUGGUACAUGGAUGGAAGUAAUGGCACAUUUGAGUGCAAGGACGGAAUGUGGAGUAAUUUGAACACAACAUGCCAGCCCAAUCCACCAGUUAACAUAACCGAUGUUCGCCUUGUUGGCGGACCAUCUCCUAACGUUGGACGUGUUGAAAUAGCCAUUGGAGGCAUAUACGGAACUGUUUGUGAUAAUAUGUUUGACUUUCCUACUGCAGAUGUCAUUUGUAAAUCAAAUAAUUCCAGCUUGCAAGCUGCCGCUAUUUUCAAUGGUGCAAAGUUCGGCGAAGGAUCUGGUCCAAUUCAUCUUGACAGGCUUAACUGUCUUUCUGGAGACACGAAUAUUAAACAAUGCAAGUACUCGAAAAAUGGCCAUUGCAAUCAUAGUCGAGAUGUGUCAGUACUUUGUAGCGAAUGCGGAAAACUAGAAAGACCUAACUUGAUUUACAAGGGUACAGGUCUAUUCGUUGACUGCAAUUAUAAUGCUGGACACGUUGGUUAUCUACCUGUGUCAUGCAGGGAUAGUAAAUGGAACAUUACGGGAACCUGUCUGAAAUACGCAUACCCACUUUCGAUACAAGACAUACGACUCAUUGGUGAUGCGAACAGAACCGAAGGUAGAGUGGAAAUAAAAGUGUUCGAUACCUGGGGUACAAUAUGCGAUGACAAUGUUGGACUGGAAGAAGCCAGUGCUCUAUGUCGUAUGAUGGGAUACGGAUUUGCAACUAGAUCUAACACAGCAAGCAAUCCGGGGACAGGACCGAUCUUUGUUGAUGAUUUGGAUUGUGGUGCAAACGCAUCUUCUAUCAAUGAAUGCAAAUACACGACGAAUCAAAACUGUGGUCACGCAGAAGAUGUCGCAGUAAGAUGCAUAGAAUGCCCAGCGCUGAUUAUACAAGGUGGUUCAUUGAAAUUAUCCGCAACUCGUAGUAGCAUAGCAACGUUGACUUGUAAUGUGGGAUGGUACAUGGAUGGAAGUAAUGGCACAUUUGAGUGCAAGGACGGAAUGUGGAGUAAUUCGAACACAACAUGCCAGCCCAAUCCACCAGUUAACAUAACCGAUGUUCGCCUUGUUGGCGGACCAUCUCCUAACGUUGGGCGUGUUGAAAUAGCCAUUGGAGGUCUAUACGGAACUGUUUGUGAUAAUAUGUUUGACUUUCCUACUGCAGAUGUCAUUUGUAAAGCACAUAAUUCCAGCUUGCAAGCUGCCGCUAUUUUCAAUGGUGCAAAGUUCGGCGAAGGAUCUGGUCCAAUUCAUCUUGACAGGCUUAACUGUCUUUCUGGAGACACGAAUAUUAAACAAUGCAAGUACUCGAAAAAUGGCCAUUGCAGUCAUAGUCGGGAUGUGUCAGUACUUUGUAGCGAAUGCAGAAAACCAGAAAAACCUAACUUGAUCUACAAGGAUAAAGGUCUGUUCGUUAACUGCCAACAUGAUACGGGUUACGUAGGUUAUCUACCUGUGUCAUGCAGGGAGAGAAAAUGGAACAUGACGGGAACCUGUUUAAAAUAUGAAAAACCUCUCACCGUGGAAGAUAUACGACUUGCAAAUGGAACGUACGACGAAGAAGGCAGAGUUGAAAUUAAAGUAUUUGACGAAUGGGGUACAAUAUGUGACGACAGUUUUGGUCUGGAAGAAGCCACUGUUAUAUGCCGUAUGCUAGGAUAUGGCUUCGCAACGGGAUUCAACACAUCAGUUCAUCCCGGUAAAGGGCCGAUAUUUGUUGAUAAUUUGGAUUGUGGUGAAAACUUUUCUCAUAUCAAUGAUUGUGAGUACACGACGAUGCAUAACUGUAGCCACAGCGAGGACGUCGCAGUUACCUGCAAUGCCCCGGUUCAAGAGCCAGAUGAGAAAGCAAAUGCUUCGGAGGUCAACAAAAACAAUACAGCGACUGACAGCGAUCAAAAUCCGACAAACUUAAUUCCAACCCCGGUUCCAGAGCCAGAUGAGAAAGCAAAUGCUUCGGAGGUCAACAAAAACAAUACAGCGACUGACAGCGAUCAAAAUCCGACAAACUUAAUUCCAAUUCUUGCCGUCGCUUUCGGAGGAAUCGUAGGGAUGAUAGUUAUCAUUGGAGCUGUCGUGUGUGCCGUGAGACGUUUCAAGCGGCUUAGGGGUGAUAUUGGGGAAACUAAACGCGCACAUACAUACCCAAAUCCUGUUUAUGAAGUUUUAAAACGCGAACACGACCAAGAAGUACACGACGGUGACAAUGAAGAUGUCUUUGAAAAUGAUCAACAAUAUGUUAAGGCUUAAGAUGUCACUUUCUAUGCCUAGCAACAAGAAACAUCGCGAAUGUUUAAAUUAAUGAACUAUGUUUAUUUGUCUGAAACGAACAACGUUUAAUUAGUUAAAAAUAAAAUUUGUACUAAAUUGUGUUAUGUUUGAUAAAAACUUAUCAUGUUUUGUUGAACGAGACUUUAAAUAAAUUGAACGGAACAUGAUACAAACAUUUCACUCUAUCCGUUGUAACAAUCAUAAAUACAAAAAAUGUCAGGACAAACUUGCUUUUAAGUAUUGUACAUGUAUAUUGUAAAUUUCAUAGUCCUUUUUGACACUGCUUAAUGCGUAGGAUUUCAAUCAAGAUAACGAUUUCAUCACACCUCGUAUCUUUUCUUAAAAUGGGUUUUUCAACAACACGCUUGUUGACAAAUACAAAUUUGAUUAAAAAACUACAUAUGUUUGUAAUGUAAUUAACUGUAAAAAAACGGAAUAAGAAAACUAUUUUUAAUUUUGAAAACAUUUUGUAGAAUAAAUAUGCACAAUAUAUUAAACAACAUGCUAAUUCUAUUCCUCUAUAAUGAGUUGUCAAAAUUUCGUCAUUGAUGCAUAUGUAAUUGAUUCUACUACGCAAGACAUAUGUUUAUACAUAAUAAUGCAAUAUAAAUUUAAAUAACGUUUGCAUUGCUUGUACAUGUUUUCAUUUUUUUUUACAAAAUGUUUGAUAAUAUACUGUAUAUAUUUGAAUUUCUACACAUUAUUCAGAAACAAUAAGUUAAAUGCAAAGCGAAUGCAAGUUUAAACAUGUGUAUGGAUUGUGCACCUUGUGAGAAUUAUCAAGUUAUAUUUUUACAACAUGUUUUACGCCUUCAGUAUUGCAAAAUACAAGUAUUUGAUGUCCAUGUUGUGUUUGUUAACAACAAACCGCUUGUCGUGAAGUUUGAAUAAUCUCUGAAAACGACGUUUACUGCAACGCAUGACGGUAAGAUGUAUGUGAAUUGUUUGGAGUUACCACUGUUUUUAUUACAAGUGCACGUCCCGUGAUAUGACAGUUCUUGUUAUUGUUAUAUCGUUUUAUAAUCAUUUUAUUUGAAUGUUGUAAAUUAUAACGGUUACUAUGCAUUGUAUUAAUAGCUGCUUAUACCAAUUUAUUGUUGCAUGAUUCACUGUGUCCAUCCUAAAUUGUUUUUCGGUCUAGUCUUGCCACAUAAUAGUUAUUGCUGACUGAUAAAUUACUGAUGACAAGUAAGACAUUUGCUUGUUAACACAAAACGUUUUUCUUACGAACAUUAUCGGAGUAUAUAUUCCUAUCAAUAGUGAAAAUACAUCUACAAAUGUUAUCGGUAUCAAUUGCUUUAAUCCACACAGUUUUUCAUUCAAAAGUAAAAACAGAAGAAACUGCAAGUGUUUUGAUUGUAUAAGUGCCCGUUGCUAAGGUGAGCUGAGUUGUUGGAAACCUAUUAUUCGACUUGCUUUAUAAGUAUUUGUGUCACUAUGUAUCUUUCUUGAAAUGAUUUAAAUCGCUAGUUUGAUGUCAAUAUAUUGUUUUAUCUGAUUGUAAUUAGUGAAUUGUGUGAGUCAUUUCCCAUUACUUGCAUGCUGUAACAUUCCUUUUGAGCACCUGUUGAGGGCACAAUGGUUUAUGUGUCCGGUUAUAUGAAUUGUGUUGUUACAUGCACACUGUGUCAUGUGUUGGACACAGGGCACCCAUGUUCAUGUACUGGACACAGCACACAGUGUGUCAACUGGAAAUGUUCAAACCCUAAGUAAACAUCACCUUACACAACUUGUAUUUAUCUUUUUUAAGUUUAAAACAAUAAGACUUUGUUAAUAAAAAGAAAUCUACGUCACUGAGAUUGAGUAAGCUCUACAAAUAUAUUCAACAUUUAUAUUGCACAAAAGUAGAAUGGCAUAGCAAGAAUAUAAACAAAAUCAAUUUGAAAUUGUUUUUUUUUGUUUUUGUUGUAGAAAUAUCAACAAAUGUAUUACUUGUCUCGCUGAACUGGAUCCCAACAUUUGUUUGCAGCUAUGGGAUUAGUUUGAUACUCACACUUAUCCAGUGAUUUGAACAAAGCGCAUUUUUAUUUAUUAUUGUUGGAAAUGUUAUUGAUAUAUACGUUCUUGACGAACAAUUGUGAAAUUCAACAACUGUCGAACAAAGUAUUGAAUAAUACGCUAUCACUAAGACUUAUAAGUAUACAUUUGCAUGAAAGCUUUGAAUGAACAUGUGUGUAAUCAGUGAGGUUAAAUAUUCCAUAUGAUUAGCUGUAAAUCACAGAAUGACAAGAUGACUGAACCAAAUCCAGCUCAAGAUGGGUGCGAAGUGUUCACUCGAUCAAAAUACUUAACAAAGAGCUACGAACACAUCAACCAUGUAUCUGUUAAAACCAGGUCUGAAUGUGAAUUUGAAACACAAGAAAACUGGGAUUAAGUUGAUUUACCUUGCUCUAGCAACGUUGACCAGCAAUUAAACCUGAUUGGCAAGGAUAAGAUGAUGGCAAAAGACAUUCAACCGUUGAAAGGGUCAAACGCGCAAUAAAUAUUGUAUCAGGAAUAAGCAACAAUCGGUCCACAUGGUCUGACACUUUUAGUGGUGCGGAAACAUGCCAUUCACGUAAGACGCAUUAAUCUGCAUGUUGAUGCAUUCUGAAUAUCAGUGCGUUGCUUACAGUCGAAGAGACAUAUCGUAAGGACGUAAUUUG
Molecule: messenger RNA, 9081 nt
Organism: Dreissena polymorpha
Lineage: Eukaryota; Metazoa; Mollusca; Bivalvia; Myida; Dreissenidae
Product: deleted in malignant brain tumors 1 protein-like
Exons: 43
Coding region: 20-6415 (2131 amino acids)
Cellular component (GO): membrane
Source: RefSeq, a predicted model, not a curated record